UGAGGCGCUAAUUGACGCACUCCGUUACAUGCUCUCAUCUUCAACUUGGAGAGCACGCAGUAUCGUUCCAAGUCGCGAUUGAUCGACAUUAUUUGGAUGGUGACGCAGGAUGAAAGUUGCUAGUGUCGUGCUGGUCAUAGCGGGCUUCGCUCAAAACACCCAGUGUUUUUUCCCUUUGUUUUUCCCCGGGCCGAUCAUCUAUCCCAAAACCACCACCGAAGCACCAAAACCGACGGAACCUCCACCGCCGCCGCCAAAGAAGACGAUAAUCCACCACUACGUGCCGCAGAAGCACCAUUAUCAUUACUACCAGCCGCACUACGUCAGUUAUCAUCACAGUGAUGAGAGUAAUUCAGUGGAGGAGUACACGGAGGAGGUCACUGAACCUACCACUACCCCCAAGCCCACCACCACCACAACCACAACCCCGGAGCCAACCACAAAGAAGCACCACUACUACCGCCUCGUGUACCCAAAGCCUCCGCCUAUCUAUCACCCUCUUGCUUAUCUUAAGCACCAUUUUGGCGGCUAUAACCAUCCUCCUCCUGUGCACUACCUCCCUCCUUUCCACCCUCACGAGUAUCCUGCGGCCCGACACCAGGUAGAAACGUUCGUGCCUGAACCUGACGAAUUCGACGGUGAGGGAUACCCAGUGGAGAAGCCAACUGAACCACCACCACCGCCACCACCGCCACCACCGACCACUACCCCGGUGCCAACCACAACCGCUGCACCAGAGCCAACGACCAAGAAGCACCGCUACCACACCUACGUGCGCCCCAAACACCCGCCUUCCUACUCUCGGUACCACGGUGGUUACGAAGGGCCGCGAGUGCGUUACUACCCUGCCAGUUACCCAAAGCGCCCGGUGGAGCCACCUACCCCACCUCAAUCAGGCGAAAGCGAUAGCGACGCCUCCCCUCCUUCAAUGAAAUCGCCUUCUCCUCCACCUACACCGAUAGGCACCGAGGAGCCCUUUCAUGAGCCAGUUUACAAAUCUAGACUAAACCAGAGGAGGCCACCUUCGCCAGGUCAACCCUAUCCGGACCAGUUCCAAAAUCCAAUGCUACAGCGACCGUCCGAACCGAGCGAGCCGCCAGUUUACAGGCUGAACAAAUCUCCGGGACGGACACCUGCGCCUCCUCCGGCACUCUUCGCACCAGACGUGGUCGUGUCUACGCCUGCUGUCGUGCCUGAGGUCUCGACGCCCACCUCUGUGGACGUUGAAGUCGAAAAAUCUGUCCAACUCCCAGUUUCUAGUGUGAAAAAUUUGGCACCGCCGGUGAGAGUGGAUGGAUCGAAAUACGAGUAUUGGAACAGACGUGACUCCACUCAAAAUCCAAAUUUGGAAUCAGAUUUUGACUCUGCCAGUUUUAAUUUGAUUAGAGAAAUGAUUGCGAACAGCACUAGAACACCUUCUUGAUUAUUUAAAUUAUUUUUUGAUUAAAAUGUAAAUAUUGUAAAACGGCUUUGUUUGUUUGUUUGCGAGGAAAUAAAAUUGCAACAAAUAAGA
Molecule: messenger RNA, 1513 nt
Organism: Cloeon dipterum
Lineage: Eukaryota; Metazoa; Arthropoda; Insecta; Ephemeroptera; Baetidae
Exons: 2
Coding region: 110-1423 (437 amino acids)
Source: RefSeq, a predicted model, not a curated record